This is a messenger RNA of Macaca mulatta (Rhesus monkey), 2943 nucleotides long. Lineage: Eukaryota; Metazoa; Chordata; Mammalia; Primates; Cercopithecidae. The record is from RefSeq and is a predicted model, not a curated record.
AACUGAACUGUUGUUUUCAUAGGGAAAUGACCGACUGUGUUUCCUCAGCUUAGAAAAGAAAGGGCAUUUUGCUCCUCCCAGCCAAAAUGUGGGAAGUGAUGAGGAGGGCUUGUGGGAGUGUCUGGGGAGGUGGACCCCACCAUGAUGUGAGAGGCCUACAGGGAACCCACAGCAAAAUUAGUAUUAAAAAGGUUUGUCCAGGAAGCACAGAUGGGAGUUGGUCACUCCGCAUUUUGAGCACUCCUGGAGGUGUUUAGACCUUCGGAGAGAAAAACUUACACACAUGAAAGGGAAGAAAUGACUAAGUGGUGAGACCCUGUGGAGUCCCACCCACAACCAGCACACUGUGGCCCACUGCACAAACCCCUAGGCCACAGCUCACUUCCUCCUUUAACAAAAGGAGAAGAGAGGAGAGGAGAGGACGGGAGGGAAGAGGAGAAGAGAGGGGGAAGAGAAGAGAAAAGAAAAAAGAAAAGAAAAGAAAAAGUGGGAAACAAAUAAUCUAAGAAUGAGGAGAAAACAAGAAGAAUGACACCCUUGUGGGCACUCCAUUGGUUUUAUGGCGCCUCUACUUGCUGGAGUUUGUGUAAAACAAAAAUAUUAUGGUCUUUGUGCACAUUUACAUCAAGCUCAGCCUGGACGGCACAGCGAGAUGUGAGAUGCGUCUCUGCUGAUCUGAGUUUGCCUGCAGCAUGGACCUGUGUCUUCCCUGAAGCAUCUCCAGGGCUGGAGAGAUAACUGGCAAGCACCAAGAGACCCUGUGUGUCUCUGUCCUGCCAGCACCAAGGGCUCAUCCAUCCGCAGAGCAGGACAGUGGGAGGAGAAGCCAUGACCCCCAUCCUCAUGGUCCUGAUCUGUCUCGGGCUGAGUCUGGGCUCCAGGACCCGCGUGCAGGCAGGGACCUUUCCCAAGCCCACUCUCUGGGCUGAGCCAGGGUCUAUGAUCAGCAAGGGGAGUCCUGUGACCCUCAGGUGUCAGGGGAGCCUUCCGGUUCAGGACUACCGUCUACAAAGGGAAAAAAAAACAGCAUCCUGGGUUAGACGGAUACAACAAGAGCUUGUCAAGAAGGGCUAUUUUCCCAUUGCAUCCAUCACCUCGGAACACGCAGGGCAGUAUCGCUGUCAGUAUUACAGCCACAGUUGGUGGUCAGAGCCCAGCGACCCCCUGGAGCUGGUGGUGACAGGAGCCUACAGCAAACCCACCCUCUCAGCCCUGCCCAGCCCUGUGGUGGCCUCAGGAGGGAACGUGACCCUCCAGUGUGACUCACAGGUGGUUGGUGGCUUCGUUCUGUGUAAGGAAGGAGAAGAUGAACACCCACAAUGCCUGAACUCCCAGCCCCAUACCCGUGGGUCAUCCCGGGCCGUCUUCUCCGUGGGCCCCGUGAGCCCGAGUCGCAGGUGGUCGUACCGGUGCUAUGGUUAUGACUCACGCUCUCCCUAUGUGUGGUCUUUACCCAGUGAUCUCCUGGAGCUCCUGGUCCCAGGUGUUUCUAAGAAGCCGUCACUGUCAGUGCAGCCGGGUCCUGUCGUGGCCCCUGGGGAUAAGCUGACCCUCCAGUGUGGCUCUGAUGCCGGCUACAACAGAUUCGCUCUGUAUAAGGAGGGAGAACGUGACUUCCUCCAGCGCCCUGGUCGGCAGCCCCAGGCUGGGCUCUCCCAGGCCAACUUCCUCCUGGACCCUGUGAGGCGCUCCCACGGGGGCCAGUACAGAUGCUCCGGUGCACACAACCUCUCCUCCGAGUGGUCGGCCCCCAGUGACCCCCUGGACAUCCUGAUCGCAGGACAGAUCCGUGGCAGACCCUCCCUCUUGGUGCAGCCGGGCCCCACGGUGGUCUCAGGAGAGAACGUGACCCUGCUCUGUCAGUCCUCGUGGCAGUUCCACGUUUUCCUUCUGACACAGGCGGGAGCAGCUGAUGCCCACCUCCAUCUAAGAUCAAUGUACAAAUAUCCCAAGUACCAGGCUGAAUUUCCCAUGAGUCCUGUGACCUCAGCCCACGCGGGGACCUACAGGUGCUACGGCUCACACAGCUCUGACUCCUACCUGCUGUCCAUCCCCAGUGACCCCCUGGAGCUCGUGGUCUCAGGACCCUCCGGAGGCCCCAGCUCCCCCACAACAGGCCCCACCUCCACAUGUGGCCCUGAGGACCAGCCCCUCACCCCCACGGGGUCGGACCCCCAGAGUGGUCUGGGAAGGCACCUGGGGGUUGUGACUGGCGUCUUGGUGGCCUUCGUCCUGUUGCUCUUCCUCCUCCUCCUCCUCUUCCUUGUCCUCCGACAUCGACGUCAGGGCAAACGUUGGACAUCAGCCCAGAGAAAGGCUGAUUUCCAACAUCCUGCAGGGGCUGUGGAGCCAGAGCCCAGAGACAGAGGCCUUCAGAGGAGGUCCAGUCCAGCUGCCAACACCCAGGAAGAAAACCUCUAUGCUGCCGUGAAGGACACACAGCCUGAGGACGGGGUGGAGCUGGACAGUCGGAGCCCACACGAUGAAGACCCCCAGGCAGUGACGUAUGCCCGGGUGAAACACUCCAGACCUAGGAGAGAAAUGGCCUCCCCUCCCUCCCCACUGUCCGAGGAAUUCCUGGACACAAAGGACACACAGGCUGCUGCAUCUGAAGACCCCCAGGAUGUGACCUACGCCCAGCUGCAGAGCUUGACCCUCAGACGGGAGACAACUGAGCCUCCUCCAUCCCAGGAAAGGGAACCUCCAGUUGAGUCCAGCAUCUACGCCACCCUGACCAUCCACUAGCCCAGAGGGGACCCAGACCCCACAUUCCAGGGAGUCUGGGACGCAUGGGAGUUGCCCCCAGUGGACACCAUUGAACCCCAGCCAGCCUGGACCGACACCAGGAGAUGCUGGGAACUUUUAGGGGUCACUCAGUUCUGCAGUAUAAAUAACUAACAUCUAUACAUUUUUGAAAUAAAGCAACAGACUUUUCAAUAAUCA